AAUUUUUCUUCAGUCCGAUUCUUCUACUCUUACAGACUAGUCAGCAUCACCAGACGUCAAAAUCGUAAUUUAUUUCUCGAAUGUUUUUUAGUUUAAUUCUGUUCAAUGUUGUGGUAAACCAACUUGACGCUUCGCUGGUCCCUCCCGAAGCCAAGAGUUAUCUAGCGAGUUUCGGUUACCUACAUCCGAAAUACAAGAAUUCCACUAAUUCGUUCACUUCAGGGGAUACUAUCCGAAGAAAUGCCGUCAGCGAUUUCAAAUCCUUUUCAGGCUUGGAUCCAACAGGUAUUGUACACAAAGAAAUAUUAACGCGGAAGACGAAACCUCGGUGCGAUCUUCCGGAUCGGAUCAUUCUGGAAGGUUCGUUCACUCGGCGGAAGCGCAACAUUGAUAUUAAAGGAAACCGUUGGACUAAAGAUGAAUUAACUUAUGGUAUUAGCAAAUACACGCCGGAUUUGGAAAAAUCCGUCGUAGAUCGAGAAAUCGCCAAAGCAUUUCGUCUAUGGGAAGAAGUAACUCCAUUGAGCUUCACUUUUGUUGAGACGGGAAACGUUGACAUCGAAAUCCGGUAAUGGAGUAAGAACUUUUCAGUAUGGCGGUCAUUCCGACAGUAAAGAUGAUCCACCCUUUGAGGGCCCGGGUGGCAUUUUGGGUUACGCUUUCUUUCCCAAAU
Messenger RNA from Daphnia pulicaria, 673 nucleotides. Its product is annotated as collagenase 3-like. Gene Ontology annotation, cellular component: extracellular matrix. Lineage: Eukaryota; Metazoa; Arthropoda; Branchiopoda; Diplostraca; Daphniidae. The coding region runs from base 81 to 572 and encodes 163 amino acids. Gene Ontology annotation, biological process: proteolysis; collagen catabolic process; extracellular matrix organization. The record is from RefSeq and is a predicted model, not a curated record. The transcript has 5 exons. Gene Ontology annotation, molecular function: zinc ion binding; metalloendopeptidase activity.